This is a messenger RNA of Gopherus evgoodei (Goodes thornscrub tortoise), 1287 nucleotides long. Its product is annotated as epididymal sperm-binding protein 1-like. The transcript has 9 exons. The record is from RefSeq and is a predicted model, not a curated record. Lineage: Eukaryota; Metazoa; Chordata; Testudines; Testudinidae. Bases 1 to 1173 code for a protein of 390 amino acids. Gene Ontology annotation, molecular function: heparin binding. Gene Ontology annotation, cellular component: cell surface.
AUGGCUUCACCCACAGCCACGUGCGUACUGGCCUGGGCCCUGGCACUGCUCUGCGAGGGGACCCAGGGUGCGGACCCUGCCCCCUGCGUCUUCCCCUUCACCUACAAGGGCAAGGUCUACACGGAAUGCACAGCCGAGGACAGUGACCGGCUCUGGUGCGCCACCACUGCCAGCUACGACCAGAACAAGGCCUUCAAGUUCUGCUCCGAGGAGGCCUACGAUGGGAACUCGAGCGGUCAGCCCUGCUUCUUCCCCUUUGUGUACAAGAAAAGCAGCUUCCGUGCCUGCACCAGGUUGCAGAGCCACCUACCCUGGUGCGCCACCACAGCAGACUACGACACGGACCAGCGCUGGAGCUACUGUUCUGACACAAUGCUUGGUGGGAACUCAGAGGAGCCCUGUAUGUUCCCAUUCAGCUACAAAGGCAAAUUGUACACAGCUUGUACCAUGGUUGACAGCAAGCGGCCCUGGUGUGCCACCACGAGGAACUAUGAAGUGGACCAUAAAUGGAGGUACUGCGGCACGGCAGCGGCAGGGGGAAAUUCAGACAGCUCCCCUUGCGUCUUCCCUUUCAUCUAUAAGGGCAAGACCUACCACAACUGUACGGCAGUCGAUGACAAGAUGGGACGGCCCUGGUGUGCUACCACUCCCAAUUACGACAAAGACCAUCUCUGGCGCUUCUGCUUGAGCAAGGCCUAUGGGGGGAACUCAAAUGGCCAGCGCUGCAUAUUUCCUUUUGUCUACAAAACUGAGCUAUAUCACAGCUGCACAAACGCUGGAGACAAGAUGGGAAAUUUCUGGUGUGCCACAACCCAGAACUACAACCAGGAUAAGCUGUGGAGCUACUGUCCAGAUAUCAUCCUGGGUGGGAACGCAGUAGGAAAGAGCUGUGCUUUCCCCUUCAUCUAUAAGAAGAAAGUGUACUACACCUGCACCAGCGACGGGGAGAGCUCAGGAAAAGUGUGGUGCAGCACCACCAGGAAUUACGACACGGACAAGAAGUGGACAUACUGCUCCAAGCCAGACUAUGACAAGCCCUGUGUCUUCCCCUUCAUCUACAAGAAGUUUAAAUUCCUCACCUGCACCAACCUGGCAGAGGCCAAGGGGAAGUUCUGGUGUUCCACCACAGACAACUAUGACCUGGACCAUAAGUGGAGCUACUGCUCUGUCUGAGACAGGUGACAGCUCCAGAGCUGGGAGGAAACAGAACGAUGACAUUCGAUAUUAAAUGAAAGGAAUGAGCCCCGCUCUGGACACCUCUGCUCUCCCAACAGAGAUCGCUUCUGA